Molecule: messenger RNA, 3248 nt
Organism: Polypterus senegalus (gray bichir)
Lineage: Eukaryota; Metazoa; Chordata; Cladistia; Polypteriformes; Polypteridae
Exons: 3
Coding region: 117-947 (276 amino acids)
Molecular function (GO): serine hydrolase activity
Source: RefSeq, a predicted model, not a curated record
GGCGGGUCUUUGUGGCUUAACGUAAAGCCGUCCAACGGAAGUUUAUCCGCCUGUCUUCAUUCUUCACACGGUGCCAAGGGCUUACUUCUUUUAGCAAGGAACGGUGAUAGAACAUUAUGCAAAGAGCAGCAAUCAACACUGGAGUCAAAAUCCAGAAAAUUUCAAAAACCAUCACGUUUUACAAAAAUGAAUAUAAAAUAACAUCAGCAACUUCUGAUCUGUCUAAGCCCCUUCUUUUGCUUCUGCCCUGGUUGGGCUCUCAGUCUAAAGCUGUGGAAAAGUAUCGUGAAAUUUAUUUCAAGCAUGGCUAUGAUAUUCUUACUGUGGAGAGUGAAGUCCGCCACUUCCUUUGGCCUAAGUGGGGCUUGGAGUAUGGUGCCCAAGUCCUGGGUGUGCUUCAGAGUGAAAGCUUUGUAUCCCGUCCCCUUUUAAUCCAUGCAUUUUCUAUAGGAGGAUACACUUUUGCACAGAUGCUGCUAAAUGCUUCCCAGACGCCCAAGCUGCAGGAAAGUUUAACAAAAAGGGUCUAUGGUCAGAUUUAUGAUAGCCUUGUAGUAGGCACACUAGAGCAUAUGGCAGCAGGGAUUGCAAAAGUUUUGUUUCCCAAAGUCGAAGCAUUAGUUGAGAAGACCACAAUGCUGUAUUUUAACCUUCUAAAAGGUUAUACUGUGGAUUAUUACAACAAUGCAAUAGAUACGUUCUAUGAUACACCUGUUGCAUCACCUGCCCUCUUUUUCUACUGUGAGAAUGACCCACUGAGUGACCACAAGGCGGUUGAGAAACUGAUGCAAUUGUGGCUUGAAAAGCAGAAGAUCACUGUAGUAGGGAAAUGCUGGAAAAACUCUGUACAUGCAGGACAUCUGCGCCAGCAUCCCAAGGAAUACCUUGAUACUCUUCAUAGCUUUCUUCUCACUCAUGGAAAGAUGCUACCAAAAGCCAAGCUGUGAAAGAAAUAUUCCAGGUGCCUAAUUAUGUUAUAGUAACAAAAGGUUAAGUAAUAGUAGUGUUUAUUAAUAUUUUUAAAUGUUAAUGUUAUUACAUGGGUAUUAUUUCUGCAGGGUUUUCUAAAAAUAUUACAUUUUUCUGAAAGCCACAUCUGAUUCAAUUUUAAAAAAUUAACUUUUAUACUACAUUUAAAUUUGGGAGAAGCUGAAAGAUGUACAAAGAGUUAAAAUUUUUACAUUUAAAAUAGAUAUAUAGUAGGUGUCAUGGUUAGUUUAAGCAAAUCCUUUUAAUACUUUCACACUGGUCAUGCGUCAUAUCUGACUUGAUUAGUUUGGUUUAUUUUUAUACUGAGAAAUGCAAAUUGCUUGGUGAAUCAGGUAUUCUGUGCUGGCGGUGGAGCAUACCGACAAGCUGAAAAAAGUAGAGACCAUGAAAAUACAUGGCGUGGACUUCUGUAGGAACCCUGUUUUUAUUUUUUUCAUAAAUAUUACUGAACAUAAACUGAUAAGAUGUUUUCCAUAUCCUACAUCACAGUAGUCAGAUGGAAAUUAAUGAUGGAAUACAAAAUGUAAACUGCAUGCCGCUUUAAUUGCUGUUUGUAUGCUGUUGCAGUGCCCCUGUGCAUUAUCAGUUUCUUGGCAAUCCAUUGCACAUAUGUAAAUGGUAAUGUUUUUGUUUUUUUCCUUGUUAUUGAUAUAUUAACAGGUGAGUAUACUUGAGCUAAACUGGAAUCACUACCUUUGAAGAAUAAAAAGCACUGAGCGUUCGUUCACGUGUGUUUUUUUUUGGAAGACAGAUUUACUUGUAACUGAACUCUGAGAACACAAUAAUGUAUUCUAGAGAUUAACUCUUUUUUAUAGCAGGUAGCUGUUAACUUUGCGCAUACUGUUAAUUCCACAGCACUGCCACCUUUGACCCAGAGAAUGAAAACUGUUCUGUAAAGAUAUUUUGCUGGCUAUAAAACCACCUUGUGCUAGUUAUGCCAGUCCAAAAUAAACUAAUAUACAAACUGUUACUUCUAAUCAGGGUUUAGAGAUUUAUGAUCUCUUUUAAUAAAGGCACAGAAAAAGACAAAGGAAACUUAGUAGCCACCUAUCUUUGUUCUAGAAUGAACAACUUUAGAAGUGCAUAUACAGCACCUUUAAAUUCCUGGCAGUUUGGAUUAACAAAAACAUAAUAAAUAUUUUGUCUUGAGUAGGAUUUAACACGGAGACCAAUACUAGGCUAGAGAGAGAAUGUAUAUUAUGCACAGAAUACUAAAUACUGUAUGUAAUAUUAUACAAACAUUUUUUUUAUAACUGCAAGUUGAAAUACCAGAAUGAUUGUCAUGGAUAAUAAAGAGAUAGAAAACAUUGUGUAUUAGCAAGUUUGAAGAAGAGGUCAGAAAUAACUGUAAUAAACUCUACUAGAUAUUCAUCAAGGGGUAGCCAUAAUUGAAAAAUCAGUGCUGUGUCCAAUUAAGAAAAUGAUCAUUGAAGCAUGCAUUAGGCACAUUUGAUGUUCUUUUGUUAACAGGUCAGAAUGAAGUACUGUAACUGUUUACUGUUUAAUCUCUCUUAAAUGUCUUAAUAUGCCCUAUAUAAUUCAGUGAGCAAGAAAAAGCAACAAGUGGUCAUCUAAGAAAUUUUAAUUGGCUACAUUUUGAACUAGUUUGCAAAUAUGCCACACUUAUAGCCUACUUAUCAUUGGUAUUCUUGCUUAGUGUCUAUGCCAAUAUAUAGAUCUAAGAAUUCAAAGCAGAGCAGUUAUUUUGCAAGAAUAAACAUUUGUUUCAUUUAAAUUACAACUAACUUGUCUGUUGCUUAAGUAGCUUAGAGGUUACAGCGAAAUCCUGCCAAGCCAAUGAAAUAGUAAGAUUUUAAGGCUUAAAGAUGCUCUAAAGCUAAUUUAUGAGCUGAAUGGAGUGUUUAUUGGAGAGAUAACUGUUUGUUUUUUGUGUUAAGUGUUAUUAUGUUAAUAUUUGUUCUGUUACCUAUGUAACCAUAGUUUUUUUUUUUAAUGAAUGUAAAUUAUACACACAGGAAACAUCUAUAUAUUGAUAACAGAAUUGCAGAUAUUUCUAUAAAAAUAUAAUAAUUGAAAUGCAUAGUCUUUUAAUAUGUAUUACAAACAUUAAUAAAAAAUAGUCUGACAACUUUGAUGCAAUACUUAGCAUCAAAGUGAAAGUUUGGCAUCAAAGAUUUUACUGUGCGGUAAAUGAAACAUAUCAAUGCAAAACACUUUACCUCAAACACUGUUAAAACAGUGUAAAAAUUUCAUUUUUUAUUAAAUCAUUUUAUCUAAUAAACUGAAUAUUGUUUUAC